AUUAUGAUGGUUGCUCAGAGUAUGAACUAGAAGAAUUACAGAAUUCGGAACAAGAUUAUGAUUACUACUCAGAGCAUGAACUAGGUUACGAUUCGCAGAAUUCAGAACUAGAUUACAAUUCCCAGGAUUCAGAACUAGAUUACGACUCACAGAAUUCGGAUUCACAGAAUUCAGAACCAUAUUUCAACUUACUGA
Molecule: messenger RNA, 195 nt
Organism: Dentiscutata erythropus
Lineage: Eukaryota; Fungi; Glomeromycota; Glomeromycetes; Diversisporales; Gigasporaceae
Source: the annotation of a GenBank genome assembly